Messenger RNA from Tachysurus vachellii, 5024 nucleotides. RefSeq names its product estrogen-induced osteoclastogenesis regulator 1b (gene eeig1b). NCBI's taxonomy places the organism in Eukaryota, Metazoa, Chordata, Actinopteri, Siluriformes, Bagridae. Bases 292 to 1464 code for a protein of 390 amino acids. The record is from RefSeq and is a predicted model, not a curated record. The transcript is spliced from 13 exons.
CAAACCUAGCCAGAGAUUGAACUUGAGUAGCGCUGCUUUGUCGCCAUACAAUCCGUGUGUGCGAGCAGGGAGUCAGGGAGUUUUUCAGACCUUGGACUGUGUUAAAAGAGAAACAAGAAGCACAGACUGUCCUUGUAUUAACGUUCAGAACUUUGGGAUUUGUUGUUGGAGAUGUUGAACCGAGUUCUAGUCCACAAGAAGGAGGACUUCCAGGCUCCAGAUUAACCAAGCCGUCCAUCACCUACCUACCUCUUUAUUUACAGUCAAACCCCAGUUUACAAACACGUUUAAAUGGCGUUUUUAAUGAAGAAGAAGAAGUUCAAGUUCCAGGUCCAUUUCACUCUAGAAGAGCUGACGGCUGUGCCGUUCAUCAACGGGAUGCUCUUCUGCAAAAUCCGGCUUUUAGAUGGAGGAGACUUUGUCAUCUCUUCGUCUAGGCAAGAGGUGCAGGAGAACUGUGUUCGCUGGCAUAAGAAGUUCUCCUUCGUGUGUAAGAUGAGUGCUAAUCCUACGACAGGGGUGUUGGACCCCUGCAUCUGCCGAGUGUCGGUGCGAAAAGAACUGAAGGGUGGAAAGUCUUUCUCAAAGCUGGGCUUUGCUGACCUCAACAUGGCGGAGUUUGCCGGUUCAGGCUCCACCGUGCGCUGCUGUAUACUGGAGGGCUACGACACCAAGAACACUCGGCAGGACAACUCCAUUCUGAAGGUUACUAUUGAGAUGACUCUACUCUCCGGGGACCCUUGCUUUAAAACGCCCCCAAGUACAGCUAAGAACACAGGCCUCGCUGGUCAAGACCCAUCUCUACAGCUGGACUGUAAGGGAGGGGGCACUGGCAACAGCCUGACACCACCAACAGGCAUCAGCCCGGGAAUCAGCAGCACCAGCCGUACACUCAAACCCAGAACCUGUAUGCCGAGCUCUGGUCUACCAGAGGGGGUAGAUGAGAACCUCUCAAGCCCAGAAGAGGUGUUCCACACAGGCCAUUCAAGGAAUUCCAGCUAUGCCAGUCAACAGAGUAAAGUUUCAGGCUACAGCACAGAGCAUUCAGGCUCGUCCAGCCUGACAGACCUGAGCCAUCACCGGAGGAACACAUCCACCAGCAGCAGCAACGCUUCAGCAGGGACGACCACAGCAACCGAGAGUUUAGCAGAACCGGACAAAGAGCCGGCAAAAUCCGAGAAGCCUCCUCGCCCACCAAGACCUCCAAUCCCUCACCGAUUUUCUAGGAGAAAGAAGGACUCUGUGGAGAACCACCCGACCUGGGUGGACGACACGCGCAUCGACGCUGAUGACGUUGUGGAGAAGAUUGUCCAGAGUCAGGACUUUGCUGAUGUCAGCAACAAUGAGGAUAGCAAUUUGCAGCUGUUUGUCAGUCGGGACGGUACCACUGCUCUUAGCGGCAUCCAGCUGGGCAACAGGGUGUCAGCAGGUGUGUUUGAGCCUGUCGUCAUUGAGAGUCAUUAGUGGAAUCGAUCACACUCCUCCUGAAAUACAAAAGACGGCCAAAAUAAGUGCGGACGAACAAGACAAGUCCAGCAUCGCACUAACAAGAUGUUUUGUUAUUUGCAGUCUUUUUAUUGUCUUCACUGAUCAGUUUAUUCACACGUUAUGAUUAUGAUGAACACCAGAAAUCCUGCAUUGUAAUAUACGCAGAUGGUGGUGGGUAAUUUGUUGUUAUUAUUAUCAUUAUUAUUAUUAUUAGCCACGCGAUCAAAACGAUGUGUUACUGACACCGUAUUUGCAAGUAAACAAGCUACUUGAAAUACCCGAAGUAGUCGAACACUGUGAAAACUGUCUUUGAUCUAGGAAACAUCGUAUUUAUGGCCUAAACGGCAGCCUUUAGGAUUUUUAAAGACAAAUACGAUUCAAAUAAUGCUCAGCCUUUCAGAUAUUAUUUAAUGGUUCUGAUCUGUGAUAUUUUUUAUUUAAUUUUUUUUUUUUUUUUUUUUUUUUUUUUUUUUUUUAAAAACCAUAUUGUUUAUCUGAACAUUUGUUUUGCCUGCGUUCGCUACAGACCACUAAUCACUCCGUUUUAGUUAACCACUAUCUUUUCCCUGCAUUGGGAACAAGCUUGGAGGAAAAUUCCAGUUUUUGAUGUUUAGCGGUGCUUUAAAACUCAUUUUGUAGAUUGCACCCUAACUAAGACACAUUAUACAUUAUUCCAGCUGAUAUAAAACCCUUUAGUUUUUUACAUGAUUUAGGAUUUUUGUCUUCAGUUUAAAAAUUGUUCAACAUCCUUACAGCAGCCUUCGUGGGUGGUUUUUUUUUUUGAUGCAGUAUUUUUCUUGAAGAAUUUCAAGAAAAUCCUCCAAAUUGUUUUACACCACUGCAGUGUAUGCAUCAAAAAUAUUUUUGCUAUUAGUUAUAAUUUUCAAACCAUAUGACACAAAGAUGAAUAGACACAUAGAGCUGUAUGGCUGGCCAUGGCGACACAUAUCAUAUUCGGGUUAACAAGCUUCUAGCCAUUCCUUCAUAGAUUCCAGCCUUCUGACAUGUGUGUGUGUGUGUGUGUGUGUGUGUGUGUGUGUGUGUGUGUUGGGGUAUUAGAUCUUUCCUUCUUGUGACUCAUAUGUUCUCCAGCUGGAUUGGGGAAUCCCAUUACAAGUCAGAUUUCAAAUCUGUAACCUCCCCCAACCCCCCCAUCCGAGCGUCCGCACUCGUCCCGCCUUUCUUCACUUUGAUCAUGUUUGUGCUGCAGGAUUCAGCCAUGCAUACGAGUGUUAAUCAAGUGUUAGGUCUGUACUGCAGCGCAGUGCACCCCAUGUCCUCGCGUGGACUUUUCUGCUCCAUUUUGAACACAGAAUGUGCUGGUCACGCUGCAGAAGAAUGCGUUCGGAGCAGAAACCCGUGAGCUCACAGGCAGCAUAACUGAACGCGCUCGAGCGGGCGGACGGUGGAGGUGACGGCUUGAAGAGGAAAAAAAGGCUUUGAUUAAAUGAUUCACAAUCACGCUACUAAACUUGGCAACGGCCUGCAUGUCUCCCAAUGCACCUGGUGUGCGUCCAGAGACACAGGAUCCUCCCUCCCCUUGUGUGUGUGUGUGUGUGUGUGUGUGUGUGUGUGUGUGUGGUUCAGUGUUGUAAUACAUUGUGUACUGUUUUGUAUUCAGUCUGUAUGAGCUAACCAUGAGAAUGGUCAUAAAGAAAAAUUGUCUCAGUUGAUCUGAGCAGAAAUCUUUGCACAUUUUUGGCUCCCAUAUCUUUACAAAUAAAAGUGCAAUGUGGGGAUGAUUCGGGGACGAACUUUUACUUUGAUUUAACGUGAUUUCAAACCGGAGUGAAAUUUGACAAAUAUACAGCGUAUUUGCUUGGGAUUCACGUUAGGACUUAGAUACAUUUAAAGAUUUUUUUUUUCCUUCUCAUCGAACCCUCCUCUCACAUAAGCUCUUUUGUUUAAGAAUCUCACAGUGUUCUCUCAGGUUCUUUGUUAUACUUUUUAAAGAACCUGUUGAUCGAUAGAAAGGGUCUGGAUGAUUUUACGGUUUUGUGUGGUUCCGAAGAAUUUAGAAUCACAGGGUGAAAUUUUGUAAAGGAAAUGAAAAGAAAACGGUUCUUUUUACAAAAUAUUCUUGUUCUCCAGAAUAAGAAAUCGGAUCGUGUCGUUUCUUUUUGAAUACAUGACCCACCAAAUUCAAUGCAGCUGAUUAUUUUGAGUCGGAGCUGAACAUUUUAACAUCAGAAUACCAUCGAUAUCAUCAUAUAACAUACGAACCUGAACAAACAGAGAUUCUACUCUUCUGCUAUAACAUGUAAACAGUUAGAUAAGUGCAUUUGUCCGGGAUGCUUCAUUUAAUUUAAGGAAACUUGUUUUCCGAACUAUAUUUAAUCUAACCCUGACUCUGGUCACACACUUUCCGGUUCCUCUAUCUAUUCGCAAUCAGUUGGUCACUUUUUUUUGGUGCCAAUUCUGCUCUCAUAGCUCAUCAGCCACAUGCUAAUGCAAAUACUGUGUUAUCUUUUUGAUUUUUCCAAACCAGCCGGCUGGUUUAUUAUUUUUUUUUCUUCUUCUUAGUGAUUAAUGAGUAUUGUGGCAGCAUGAGAUGAUCGAUGUACACACGACUUAAGAGGCUAUACCUGCUUGCUCUUUCUUUCUACUUUAACAACAGCCUCGUGCCAUGCCGUCGUUCGGUCGUAAUAGACUGUGAUGAUUUUUUUUUUUUAGUAUUUUUUUUUUAAUUAUUACUUUUUUUAAUCACAAACAUUGUUGUCAUUUGCUAUGUGAGUACAUUAUUGGGAUGUAUGAGGGGCAAAAAGGAUUUCCUGCACCACAGUGUUUGUGUAAUUUGCUGUUGUGAGUUCUAAAUACGACGUUAUGCUUGAAAUGUAAAAGUAAUCGGCUCAUCGUGAUGCAAACCUCCCACACUCUGAUUUACAGGCUGUUUUUGAGACUGUAAAUGGUUUGCAGGUAAAAUGUGGCAUGUGUAGAACCUGUUUUACGUGAAUCAUUCUGUUUUGGGUAUUAAUUAUUAAAUGAAACAAUAAACUACACUGUGAUGUUUUAGGGACGACACACACCACAACGGCACUUAAAAAUAUUAACUUUCAUGUAACAACGUGUACAACUUUUCGUCCAUAUCUAAUAAUUCCUUGUCUCUAUUUUGUAAAUGGUUUUAAAGCUAUGCACUUGGCUCAGUUCAGCCAGAAAGAUUCCUUUAAAGUGGUUCAUUUUCACCACUAUAUUCAAUACAGUUAUCAAAUUUUCACUAUAUAUUGGGAAACUUAAGAUGUCUAUAAAGAGAGUCAAUACAUUAUAUUUAACUCUACCACAAAUUAUUUUCUGAUUAUAUUAAAUAUAGAGUUAUGGAUGAACACGUAUAUUUUUUCCGAUCACACAAAUAUUGUUUCCAAAGUUUUCUUGACCUCAUAUUGUAUUAUUUCAUGUAUUAUUGUCUCAUGAUGGAUCUAAACUGUAUUUCUACACUCAAAUAUGAAUGUUUCGUAAUCUGUCAUGUAAAUUUGUUUAUGGAUGCUUAUUAAUGGACUAUUUGGGAGGAAAUAAAGGAAAAGUUGGGCAUCGUAUAAUAA